Molecule: messenger RNA, 1799 nt
Organism: Vigna radiata var. radiata (mung bean)
Lineage: Eukaryota; Viridiplantae; Streptophyta; Magnoliopsida; Fabales; Fabaceae
Product: protein disulfide isomerase pTAC5, chloroplastic
Exons: 8
Coding region: 91-1314 (407 amino acids)
Source: RefSeq, a predicted model, not a curated record
AAUGUCUGGCUUGGAUCCUCUGAUAGAAGAUAAGACCAUAUUAGUUAGAAGAACAGAUCCUUCAAUGGCCUUCAUCAUCCAAAUCCCACUAUGCCAACUCUUCUAUCUGUCACUGCAACUCCCACUUUCACCCUCACUCUCACCAAAACCCUAAUUUCUCUUCCCAAACCCUAUUCCCUCUCCUAUAAAUUCAACUCCCUCGUCACUCACUGCUCCGUCUCCGACCGCGAGGAGCAGCGAUGGCUCCGCGAAGAGCAGCGAUGGCUCCGCGACGAACAGCGUUGGCUUCGCGAGGAGCAGCGCUGGGCUCGCGAACGCGAUCAACUCCUCCGCGAGAUCUCCGACCUCAAGCUCCAAAUCCAGGAGAUGGAGCGUCGCUUAUCCACGCGCGAUGUGUCCUCUCCGGCAUCCGUCUCCGACGCCGUCGCGAAUGUCACGUUGCUCUUGCAGGUGCUGAAGGACAAGAAUAUGGUUCUCGAGAGCGGUUCGAGUAUUCGGAAGUUGGAGGAUGUUAUAACGCACACUCACAAAAACGGAGAAGAACAGGGAAAGAGAACAAGUAAUAUCGAGGAGAAGCGAAUUGAAGAGGAGGAGAAGCGAAUUGAAGAAGUCAUAGAAAGUGAGAAGGAGGUUGUGGUGGUUGAGGAGUCUGUUACAGUUGAAAAGGUGAGCCUUUUGCGGAAAGGUUCUGAAGGAGAAGAGGUUCGACAAAUGCAGGAAGCGUUGCUGAAAUUGGGGUUUUACUCAGGCGAGGAAGACAUAGAUUACUCAAGCUUCUCAAGUGGAACAGACCGUGCUGUGAAGACUUGGCAAGCAACAUUAGGUGUCCCUGAAGAUGGUAUUAUGACUGCUGAACUUCUUGAAAGGCUUUAUUUGGAGAUAAGGAAAAAGGAUGCAGGCAGCACGACUCAAGAUGAACAAUCUACAUUUGUUUUACCAAAGGAAGGUGAAAAUGGAGCUGCAGUUCCUUCAGUGACAGAUAUUUCAGAGGUUCAGCAAAAUGUUGUGAAAAUUGAUAAGGAAACAGAAGUUCCCCAGCGAGGAGUUUUUCUCCUUGGAGAGAAUCGGUGGGAAGAGCCAUCUAGACUUGUUGCAAGUAAUGGAGUUGAUAAGAGCAAAAACAAGAAUGCAAAGACAAAAUGCCUUCAAUGUCGUGGGGAAGGUCGCUUGUUGUGUACAGAGUGUGAUGGAUCUGGCGAGCCAAAUAUUGAACCUCAAUUUUUGGAAUGGGUGGAAGAGGGCACAAAAUGCCCAUAUUGUGAAGGUCUAGGGUAUACCAUAUGUGAUUUAUGUGGAGGGAAAGCUAUGGUAUAGGAAUAACAUACAUUUCUUCAUCACGUUACACAGAGAUUUUCAGGGCUUUGGAACUUUCAGAACUGCCCCAAAUUACAUCAUAGAUUGAACCGAACAGGCGCGUUUAAUCCAUCAAAACGAACGAUGUCAUAUCUGAAUAUAUUCAGACAUACAUUAUCCCCUUGUCCAACUACGUCCAUUUCAAAAUUUAUCUGUUAAAUCACAAAAUAUGUAACGCUGUGAUAAUUCGAAGAUGCUUCAGAGGUAAACGGUCAUCUUUGAACUCUGUUAUAAAUCAUAAGCCAAAAAAUGUAAAUGGCUGACGACAAUGGCAAAUGGAGGACUGCACAGAGGCUCUUAUGGCAACGGUUGGGAGCAGUUUCCUAAAAUUCCGAGUGAACUCCAAAUAACGGUGGUGUUGGAUUGAGCUCAAUCAAAUACUUGGUACUAAACCUAUAUCUUCAUGGCUUUGUUUAACCGACUUGAAAUUGCUGAGCUUUGAAUGA